UAGUUUCUAAGCUGCUCAAAGCCCUUCGGACCUAUCGUCCCCUUUGAAACUACCUAUCCCAUGCACCUUUGCGAAAGGGGAGGGCGCAGGCGAGGAGUCCAAGUCAGAGUAGAUACUUAGAGCUUUGAAAUUUCAACUUGCCGGUGAGGCGUGUGCUAUUGAGGUUUAAAUUGCCAGAGAAAGUGGUCAGUCUUGCUGUUGCUUCAACAAAUCCUCUCAAACGACCCCCCUUUGACUUGAGUAGGCGUAGUCGUCAGGUUGACUGGCUGGUGGCGAGACCGGCGUGUGGUUGAGGGGAUUAGAGGGAGCACGAGAGGGGCGCGCCAUGUUCGCCCCCUGCUCGGGCUGGGGGUUGGGCCGCCUCCGGCUCAGCCAGCUCCGAGUUGGGGCCGGCAGAGCUGCGGGUAGCUGGGCGUGUCGGGCUGGUUCGGCCCGGGAGUACGGCUCAGGUGGGGGCCAGCGCCAGCCUGGGUCCGAACCCACAGUCUCUCGGCCAGGCCUUGCGCGCCAGGCUCUGAAGGAGUGGGCGCUGCUAGUGAGCCCAUUCGGUCGGCUGCGGGCGCGGCUUCCGUGCCAUUUGGCCGUGAGGCCCCUGGACCCCCUCACCUACCCCGACGGUGACCGCGUGCUGGUCGCGGUGAGAUCAGCGGAAGGCGGGGCGCGGGGCAUGGCCGGCCUGCAGGUGAAAUACGACGAGGCGCUGAAGGAGGUAACCAUCGUGUCUGACACCAUCGACCCCCAGGCGUCCGUGGAGGUGAACGCGCCCCUGAAGUUUGAUUUGAAUAUCAAGUCAUCAGGGUCUGGCUGUGUAAAAGUCCAAAAUAUUGAGUGUGAUAAUUGCAAAAUUGAAACUGAGCAGGGGACUGGCAUCUUACAGUCUGUUAAGAGUCAAAAAUUACAUGUUCAAACAAAAGGAGGCAAAGUGAUCUGUCUGGGAACAGUUUAUGGAAAUAUAAAUAUUCAUGCAUCAGAUAAAAGUACUGUGACCAUAGAUAAACUGCAGGGAAGUACAGUUAAUAUAUCUACUGAAGAUGGUUUGCUGGAAGCCAAGUAUCUUUAUACAGAAUCAUCAUUUCUGUCUUCUGCUGCUGGGGAUAUUACAUUAGGAAGUGUUCAUGGCAAUAUAACAUUACACAGCAACAUGGGCAACAUCACAGUAGAUUCAUCCUCUGGAUGUCUAAAGGCCUCAACUCAUCUGGGUGCAAUAGAUGUUUACGUCAGCCAACUAGGGAAAGUGGAGUUAAAAUCUCAUGAAGGCUCUAUUCUUGUCAAGGUCGCAUCUUCUCUUCAAGCUCGUUUAGAGUUAUCAGGGAAAGAGGUUGACGUGAACUCAGAAGUCCAUGUUCAAGAAAUGGCUGAAGCUCAUAAAGAUGAUGGUGUAAUAAUUACUGGGCUCAUGAAUCAAGCAAGCAAACAUGAAAAAUGGAUUAAGGCCGAUGCCCCAAAAGGCACUAUAAAUUUUAGAAGUCAAAGCUGGUUUCAGUCCCUGAAACUGCAGGACUAAGAAUGGUUUGAAUUUUAUUUAUAAUUUUUAACAAUGAUCAGCAGAUCUAAGACUACAAAAAUGCAAAUACCACAGUUCAUAUAAAUGUUGAAAACAAUUUAGAAUGAAUACUAGUGAAUUGUCUUGUGGAGGCCUUUUCAAAAUUUGUACUUAGCUAUUGUAUUCAUUUUUUGUUGCCCUGCAAUAAAUUACCAUAAACGUAACCAACUUAAAAUAGCAUUUACUUACUAGCUCACAGUUCUGUAGGUCAAGAGCUCUGCAUAGCUAGGCUCUCUCCUCAAGGUGCACAAGUCUGGACUCAAGUUCUCAUCUAGAUCCUCUGGGGGGAAAAAAUCUACUUUCAAGCUUAUUCAUAUUGUUGGCAAAAUCCAUUUCCUUGUGACUAUGACUGAGGUCUCUCUUUUCUUGCUGUCCAUCGGUAAUCACUCUAAGCUUCUAGAGGCCACUUGCAUUCCUUCUCAUGUGGCCCUCUCCAUCUUAAAGCCAGCACUUGCUUCUCGUGCACUGAAUAUCCGACCUAUUCUGCAACCAGCUGGAGAAACUGCUUUUAUGGGUUUGCUUGAUUAGAUCAGGCCUUCCCAGAAUAAUCUUUGUUCUGUGAUGUAACAUAAUCAUGGGAGUGCUCGCUCAUCAUAUUUACAAUUUCCAUUUAUACCCAAGAAGAGAAGAUUAUACAAAAGCAUAGGUCAUGGGCGGCAGUUAUCUUGUAAAGAAGCAUUUCCUUCACUUUAGCUCUCUUGUAACAUGUUAGUAUUUCUUAUGACAUCAAUGUAAAUGUAAGCUGUCAAUAAAAUACGUCAUAAAAAUGA
Prionailurus viverrinus (fishing cat) is the source of this 2313-nucleotide messenger RNA. RefSeq names its product family with sequence similarity 185 member A (gene FAM185A). The coding region runs from base 326 to 1504 and encodes 392 amino acids. The transcript has 8 exons. The record is from RefSeq and is a predicted model, not a curated record. Lineage: Eukaryota; Metazoa; Chordata; Mammalia; Carnivora; Felidae.